Molecule: messenger RNA, 3959 nt
Organism: Vicugna pacos (alpaca)
Lineage: Eukaryota; Metazoa; Chordata; Mammalia; Artiodactyla; Camelidae
Gene: SLC38A1
Product: solute carrier family 38 member 1
Biological process (GO): amino acid transmembrane transport; L-glutamine transport
Cellular component (GO): plasma membrane
Molecular function (GO): L-glutamine transmembrane transporter activity
Source: RefSeq, a predicted model, not a curated record
UCAGUGACACGCAGCUUUGGUUAAAGAGAGGGCGCGCAGGAGGGGAGGCGACGGCGCGCGGGACGCGGAGGAAUAGCCUGACUUUCCUGGCUAAGCCGUCGCGAGCCAUGGAUGCGCAAGGGCGACGCGCGCCUCCAGUAAAAGAAUGACUGCGAUUCGAGACCCUCUGCGGCCCAGCGGGUGGAUGUAAGUGCGAGCACAGUGUGGGUGGGGGUUGGUGGAGAGGGGGAGAUUCUGAUGCAAUCGGCCCCGAAAGGAGGAGGAGAGCCAGGAGAGCGCGGGCUGGGACAGCCACACCGCUCCGCCUGAAGGUCGCCGCCCUUCACCUUCCUCGGAAAUCCGCCACGCCACGCCAAGCCUCCCCGCCCAGCCCUCGCUGACGGAGGCCACCUUUUCCCGGCCGAGGGAGCCAGACCUUGACACAAAGGACAUCGCACGGCUGCAGCUCACGGGGAAAAUCCCGGGAGGGCGGACACCUUGACGUCUCCUUUUCCCACCUUUCCCUUUACUGCCCGAGAUAUUUAUUUAGUGACUACUGUGUGCCAGGCGCUACAUCUAUGUGCAUAGAAAAACCCUGGAAGGUCAUACUUUGAUAUAUACGCAGUGGUCAUCUCUGCUUGCUGAGAUAACAGGGGUGUCGACCUUAUAUUUUUGCUGCUGUCCAUUUGUAAAUCCACUCAGAAAAGAAGAAUUUGGACUAAUUUUUUGACUCCAGGUACUUUCUAAACAUGAUGCAUUUCAAAAGUGGACUCGAAUUAACUGAGUUGCAAAACAUGACAGUGCCUGAGGAUGACAACAUUAGCAACGAUUCCAACGAUUUCACCGAAGUAGAAAAUGGUCAGAUAAACAGCAAGUUUAUUUCUGAUCGGGAAAGUAGAAGAAGUCUCACCAACAGCCAUUUGGAGAAAAAGAAAUGUGAUGAAUAUAUUCCAGGCACCACCUCCUUAGGCAUGUCUGUUUUUAACCUCAGCAACGCCAUCAUGGGCAGCGGGAUUUUGGGACUCGCCUUCGCCCUGGCAAACACCGGGAUCCUGCUUUUCCUGGUACUUCUGACUUCAGUAACGCUGCUGUCUAUAUAUUCAAUCAACCUUCUGUUGAUCUGUUCAAAGGAAACAGGCUGCAUGGUUUAUGAAAAGCUGGGAGAGCAGGUCUUUGGCACCACAGGGAAACUCGUCAUCUUUGGAGCCACCUCUCUGCAGAACACUGGAGCAAUGCUGAGUUACCUCUUCAUAGUAAAAAAUGAACUACCCUCUGCCAUAAAGUUCCUAAUGGGAAAGGAAGAGGCAUUUUCAGCCUGGUACCUGGAUGGUCGCGUCCUGGUGGUGGUAGUUACCUUUGGCAUAAUUCUCCCUCUGUGUCUCUUAAAGAACUUAGGCUAUCUUGGCUAUACGAGUGGAUUUUCCUUGAGCUGUAUGGUUUUUUUCCUAAUUGUGGUUAUCUACAAGAAAUUUCAAAUUCCCUGCAUUGUUUCAGAGUUUAAUUCAACAAUAAGUGCGAAUUCAACAAAUGCUGACAUGUGUACGCCAAAAUAUGUUACCUUCAAUUCAAAGACCGUGUACGCUUUACCAACGAUUGCAUUUGCAUUCGUCUGCCACCCGUCGGUCCUGCCAAUUUACAGCGAGCUUAAAGAUCGAUCACAGAAAAAGAUGCAGAUGGUUUCCAAUAUCUCCUUUUUCGCCAUGUUUGUUAUGUACUUCCUGACUGCCAUUUUUGGCUACUUGACAUUCUAUGAAAAAGUGCAGUCAGACCUCCUGCACAAGUACCAGAAUAAAGAUGACAUCCUCAUCCUGACGGUGCGGCUGGCCGUCAUUGUUGCUGUCAUCCUCACGGUGCCCGUGUUAUUCUUCACGGUCCGUUCAUCUUUGUUUGAACUGGCUAAGAAAACAAAGUUUAAUUUAUGUCGUCAUGUCUUGGUGACCUUCAUACUUCUGGUGAUUAUCAACUUACUGGUGAUCUUCAUACCCUCCAUGAAGGACAUUUUUGGAGUCGUAGGAGUUACAUCUGCUAAUAUGCUAAUUUUCAUUCUUCCUUCAUCUCUGUAUUUAAAAAUAACAAGCCAGGAUGGCGAUAAAGGAACGCAACGCAUUUGGGCUGCCCUUUUCCUGGGUCUGGGGGUGCUGUUUUCCCUGGUCAGCAUUCCCUUGGUCAUCUACGACUGGGCCUACUCAUCAGGUAGUGACGAAGGCCACUGAGACCAGCUGAAAAAACGAAAACAGUCACGUCCCCACACAUCAGCAACCCCGCAUCACUCCCUCGGCAAGUUUACAGAAGCAGACAGAAAUUUACAAGGUACAAGAUGGAGUAACACUUCACUGGCAAAACAGAGACCUGUUUCUCCAACGGUUUGUGUCCCUCCAAGAUCCAGGAUUGAUCAAAGGAUUGUGGAUUUUUCCCCCCCCCAAAUUUCACACAAUCAUAUUUUCCAGUACUUUUCCCGCUCAGUUAUUCUUCACUCUCCUAACACUAUUUUUUUUUGUGAGUUCACUAUCUCUGUAGAACUUUAAAAACAUGAUCAUCAAUCAUGUUUAUUUAUUAUACACCCAGAUUCUGAAAUAAUUUUCCUACUGAUGUUCAGCUUCUGAUAUCUGUACCUUUUUAGAAGAGAAAAGAAUCUUGAAUUGUAUAUAUUUAUUUUGCUUUACAGAAAAAAAAAUGGUUUCGUAAAUAAUUUGCCUAUUUUGGUUAACAUAGCUAGCACAUAGGGAUAAUCAUAUGAGAGUUACAGGGCACAUGCCCCUGUUGGAUCAGAGGAUGCUCAAUAUUUGAGGUGGCUCUGAUCACCUGGAAGCUGAGGUCCCGCAGCCCAUGGCCUCACUGGUACUACAUCCUGCUCUGUGCAGAGACAUUCCCUGGAGAGUGUUCUCAGCUGGGAAAGGGGUGGGAGUGCUUCUCACCUUGGUAAACAUACAUAUCUGGGUAAUCUAGCAAAUGAAAGUUUGUUUCCCUCUUGGCAAUUUGUGUCAGAAUUACUCUAAUCUGAGUCAGCUUCUACUGGGGAAGACCCGUGACACCUUUGUAACAAAUGGAGAAGCAAGAGUCCAAAAUGCCUGAGAAACAUCUUCCUCUGAUGCAGACAGCCUUCAGCGCGAUAUCGGUAUUAUUGAAGGGGAAAAACAUUUCCUUAAAUUAUCAACCCAGCAGCUUCUACUCAUGUCCACCAGCUCUUUGCACAGGGAAUAAUGUGUAUCUAACCACGGAGGACCUAGGAUAAGUAAUUCCUGUUUUAUAUUGGGUACUUUGGGGGUGGGGUCUUUAAAAAGACUUGUUUUAUAUCUAUAAAUUUAGGUUAUUACAAAUAUAAGAUUUUUGUACCUUAAAUAAGCCUCAUUCCUAUUUCUUCUCCAUUAACAAUCCAUCCAGUCUUUAAAAAGAACAAGAACCCUCAAAGAUGGUCUUUGAGAAGAAUGUGUGAUGGAAUCACUUUGUACCUUUCUUCCCCUAGACGGGGCGUUUGGUGCCUGUGCUGGUCCUCUUCUCGCCCCUUGUCAAGGGUGAGCUGUUACUGCCCACCUGACAUGACCCACACUCUGCCCCAGCCCCUCUCCUAAAGCAGGAGAAAGAGACCACAGAGAGACUGAUAAAGAAGAGAGUUCGGGAGAAGUAGCUUGGAAAAGGAAUGGGGGACGAUAUGGAAACCCAGAACCACAUCCCCCCUGAGCUGGGCCAUCACCUGUGACUGGCUUGUCCACAUCACACAGUGAGAGGCGUGUGUGCUCCAUGAACUUGAAACAGGGCUUGUAUUUAAUCUACAUCCUGGUUGAACUUCACAAACAUAAAAGUUCACUGAGCACAGAUUGCUUAUCCAGAGAUAAACAGACUGUAACCACAGACUCUUGGCAGAGCUCCCAGGCACUUAAUUCUAGGUUCUGUUCCUCCCCCACUCAGCUCCCCAAAGGUCUGCACGCUUCCCAGGGCUGACACGGGACUGUCCCCUCCGCUUGACAGACUAAUGUCCCAUA